This is a messenger RNA of Rhipicephalus sanguineus (brown dog tick), 1092 nucleotides long. Its product is annotated as caspase-2. Gene Ontology annotation, biological process: proteolysis. Bases 1 to 621 code for a protein of 206 amino acids. Lineage: Eukaryota; Metazoa; Arthropoda; Arachnida; Ixodida; Ixodidae. The record is from RefSeq and is a predicted model, not a curated record. Gene Ontology annotation, molecular function: cysteine-type endopeptidase activity. The transcript is spliced from 2 exons.
AUGAAGAAGAAGCUGCUGGAGGCAGCUCAGUCCAAGGAGCAUGAGGAGGCCGACUGCCUGGUCGUAAUACUGAUGUCACACGGCAAUCAGGGCGCAAUCUUGGGCACAGAUAUCAAGGAGGUGCACUUGGUCCGCGAUGUAUACACACUCUUCAACAACGAGGAGUGCCCAGCCCUGCAAGGAAAGCCUAAGCUGUUUUUCAUACAGGCCUGCCGGGGAGAGAAGAGCGACAACGGGACCGCCGCCAUUGCGCAUGACACUACAGAUGCUGGGAAAAUAGGGCCUGAAUUGCCACAGUCGUCGCCCUCGACAAAGCCGGAACGUGUGGUCACUAGGUCGGAUAUGUGCAUCGUCUACGCGACCAUCUACGGCUACGAGGCCCUCAAGAACAGUGUGAUUGGUUCGUGGUUCCUCUCGGCCGUUUACGAAGUGUUCAGUGAACAUGCUGGCACCAUGCACCUGGAAGAGCUGAUGCAUCACGUCCAAGACAAAGUAAUGAGUCGGUCCUCCCACGAUGGUGGCAAGCAGACAUGCAGUGUGGUGUUGGACGGCUGGAGGAAGCACCUGUACUUCAACCCGGGAUACGCCGGUGACUGCAGGCCAGAUACGAAAACAGUGUAGUUGCUCCGUAAAUUAUUUUUUUUCUUUUUCAAGAGGAAUAGGCGAUAACACUCUUUGUGACGUCUGUGCUAACGAGGAGACCCUGACGCGCAUCUUCUGCUACUGUCCUCGCUACUCUAGGCAAAGACGAUCACUCUAACAAUGUGCUUCAUUGGGCUGGUUGGUUCUGCAUGGUAGACGACGAAUAAAAACAGCGCUAAACAUGGGACGAGAAGAUGACACAUACACAUACGAUCACUCGCAAUCGCUCUAGCUCGCCUUGAACACAUACCUAUGUCCCUAUGUCAUCCUGGAAAGUUUUUUUAUUGAGAUUAUUUAGACACAACGUGUCUGGGUUGAAAUGAUUAAAGUGUAGGCUACGGCGGACUGAGGAAUGCUGUCGCCGCAGAUGUUGAGUGCGUUGUUACCAAUUCGUUGUUUCUAUUGAGAAUUCAUCGAGGGAUGUUGUAACCAAUCAAACAUUUAUGUGGC